AUAUCUCGGCACGGGCCCGCGAAAAGCCGUCCGUACCGAGCCGGCACCGCAGUUACGAGCGGACCUCUGAACGGAGCGGAACUAGCAAGUCCGCGAAACAUCCCCCCAGCACGAGAUGGGCCUGCCGCGAAUCAGAAGUCUAGUGGCACCGUUGUGCUUCCUACUGUUGGCCAGCAGCUGGCUAGUGAGCGAUGUAGACUGUGCGAAGAAGGCGGCAGCGAGUGCGCCGGCCGCGGCCCCCGAGGCCACGAUCGAGGAAGUUUCGGCGAAGCAGCUGGAGCGGUUACUAGAGGAUAAGGAUUACGUUGCGGUGUACUGGUAUGCCCGUAGCUGUACAACCUGUGACACAGUAUUAGCAGAGCUAGAGCACAUCGACGAUGAUACCGAUUCGUUCGGUGUCGACUUUGUGAAAAUCAACGACAAACGACUCGCAAAACAGUAUGGCAUCACCAAGUUCCCGGCCCUCACCUACUUCAGGGAGAAGGAACCGAUCAUCUACGAGGGCGACCUCAUGGAUGAGGCCGGUGUGCUCGACUUCCUCACCUCCCUGGAAGCGAUGGAUCUGCCCGACCGGAUCGAGGAAGUGAACGCCAAGAUUCUGUCGAAGAUCAUCGAAGACUCCGACUACGUUGCGGUGCUGUUCUGCACUGAUCACGAAAACUGCCCACCCGGAAACAACAACAAGCCGGAAUGCAAGAAGUGCAUCAAGGCGCUGCAGGAGCUGGAAAACAUCGACGACGAGGCGGACCAGCUGGACAUUGGAUUCGUGAAGAUUCACGACGAAGAUCUGGCCGAGGAGUACAACCUAGGCCCACUGCCAAAGCUGGUCUACUAUCGCCACCAGACUCCGAUCGUGUACGAGCACGAGCUGCAGCGUGAGGAGGACGUGCUGGAAUGGCUGGUCGAGAACAAGGCCACCGGUGACGAUGAUGAUGUCAUCGAGGAGGUCAACGCCAAGACGCUCAAGACUCUGAUCCAGAACAUCGACAAUCUGGUCGUGCUGUUCUUCGACGAUGAAGAUGAAGAUUCGGAAGCGGUGCUGGCAGAGUUGGAAAACAUCGACGAUGACUGCGCCAAGCACGGUAUCCAGUUUGUCCGGAUCGACGACCCGAAGGUCUCGAAGGAAUACGGCAUCGAUGAGGUCCCAGCGAUCGUAUACUUUGAGAAGCAGAUCCCCAACGUCUACGAUGACGAUCUGACCGAUGAGGAGGAGAUCCUGGAAUGGUUGCUCUCGCAGCUGGAGAAGGACGAGAUCGAGGAUGUUACCGACGAGAUGCUGGACAAGCUGAUCAAGGAAGGCAAAUCGAUCGCCGUUCUGUUCUAUGACAACAAUGACAAGAAAUCGGAAAAGGUGUUGAACGAGCUUGAAAACAUCGACGAUGAGUGCGAUCAGCUCGGCAUUAACUUUGUCAAGAUGGAUGACGUCGAAGAGGCGAAGGACUACGGUGUCACCAAGUUCCCGAAGCUGGUCUACUUCGAGCAGGGCAUCCCGACCGUGUACGAGGGUAGCCUCGAGCAGGAAGAGGACGUGCUGGAGUGGCUGGAGCGUCAGACUAGCAGCGACGAAAUUGAGGACGUUACGGAUGAAAUGCUGGACAUGAUCGUGGAGAAGAUGCAGCAUGUUGCUGUGCUGUUCUACGACAAGGACUCGAAGACGUCCCAGAAGGUGCUGGCUGAGCUGGAGAACAUUGAUGACGAGUGCGAUCAGAAUGAUAUUGCCUUCGUCAAGAUCGAUGACGACAAUGAGGCCAAGGAGUGGGGCAUUGAGGAACUGCCUACUAUGAUUCUGUUUGAGCGCGGCAUUCCGCACAUCUACGAAGGUGAUCUGCUGAAGGAGGAAGAGCUGCUCGGCUGGCUGGUGCAUCAGAAGCGUCACUCCGAAAUUCCUGAAAUCACCGACGAGAUGAAGGACAAGCUGAUGCAGAUGUACGAUCACGUUGCUAUCAUCUUCUACGACAAAGACGACAAGCAGGACAUCCGCGUGCUGAACGAGCUGGAAAACAUUGACGAUGAGCUGGAAAAGGAAGAGAUUGUCAUUGCCCGUCUCGACAACGCCGAGGAAGCGCGCGAGUACGGUCUCGACCAUCUGCCCGCCCUGGUGUACUUCGAGAACGAAAUCCCGGCCAUCUACGAGGGUGAUCUGAUGAACGAGGAGGAAGUGCUCGAAUGGCUCAAGCUGCAGAAGUACUCGGCCACCAUCGAGGAGGUGACGGACGAGAUUCUGCAGGAUCUGAUCGACGAUCACGAGUACGUGUGCGUGUACUUUAGCGGCGCGUGCGAGGAGGGUGAAAAGUGCGACAAGAUUCUGGACGAUCUCGAAAACAUCGACGAUGAGCUGGAUGAGGCCGGCAUCAUCUUUGUUACCACCGAAGAUAUGGUCACUGCCAAGAAGUACAACAUCAAGAACCUGCCAUCGCUGGUGUUCUUCCGCAACAAGGAUCCGCUGAUCUACUCGGGCGAUCUGAACGACGAGGAUGAGGUUCUGGCCUGGCUGACCGAUGAGGAAACGCUCGAAAUUCCCGGCAAGAUUGAGGAAGUGAACAUCAAGAUGCUGGAGAAGAUCCUGUCCGAAAACGAGCACAUUGUUGUGUUCUUCUAUCAUGACGAUGACAAGAAGGCCCAGAAGAUCAUUGCCGAGCUGGAAAACAUCGACGACGAGUGCGAGGAGAAGGACAUCGAUUUCGUCAAGACGUCCGACGAAGACAUCGACAAGGAGUACGAUCUCGAAACGCUGCCCGCCCUGGUGUUCUAUCGCAACAAGUUCCGCACGAUCUACACCGGCGACAUGAUGAAGGAGGAGGAGAUCCUUGAAUGGGUGCUGGAGCAGUACAACACCAAGCCCGAGAUCAUCGAAUCGGUUGACCGCAAAACGCUGCAAGUGUUGGUAAACGAGGUUGAACAUCUGGCUGUACUGUUCUACGAUGACGACUGCGAAACCUGCCCCAAAAUUCUCGAGAAGCUGGAAACCAUCGAUGACGACACGGACAAGCACCACAUCCAGUUUGUGAAGGCUAACGAUGAGAAGCUGGCCCACGAGAUCGGAAUCUUCUCGUUCCCGGCCCUGGUAUAUUACGAAACCGGUGUCCCGAUUAUGUAUGAUGGUAAUCUCAAGAACGAAAAACGCAUCUUGCAGUGGCUAAUUGAUCACAAAAACAAUAAGCUACCGAAGCCGAAACUUCGCAAACGCUACACCGACGGUGUGGAAGAUCUCGAUCGCGAGGAUCGUAUCGAUAAGAAGCGCUCCGGUGGCAAGAAGCUGAAGCCCAUUCCGAGGCUGGAUGCGGUAGAGCAGCCGAAGGCGCCCGGUGCAGGUGCAGGCACCUCCGGCAAGGACUCCGGCAAGAGCAAGACGACCAAGUCCGCUCCGGCCCCGGCGCCGCCGGCUAGCAAGUCUGGCAAGAGUGACACCGGCAAGGCUGCCCCGUCACCCUCCAAGGGAUCCAACGUUGCGAAAAAGACUACCCGUGAUGUCGAUGAUGACGAAGGUGACCUGCUGAACGAAUACGACGUGCUGGAUUGGAUGCACGGACAGAAGACGGACGAAAGCAUCCAGGAGGUGGAACGAGACGAACUGUUGAGCCUGAUCGAUAGCCAAGACUUCCUCGGAGUUGUAUUCUAUGUCGAGGAUGAUCCCAACACGCCCAAGAUUCUGCGCCACAUUGAGCUGAUCGAUGACGAGGCGGCCGACUAUGGCAUCCUGCUGGUGAAGUGCAGCGAUCGUCUGAUGGCGAAGAAGUUUGGCUUCCGCAACCCGCCCGGUGUGACCUACUUCCGGAAGGGAAAAUCGAUCAACUACGACGGUGACAUCGACGACGAGGAGGAACUGCUCGACUGGCUGACCGAUCCGCACAACAUGGAGAUGACCGACCACAUCGAGAAGGUUAACCGAAAAAUGUUCCAGAAGAUUCGCCAAGCAUCGGACUAUUUAGCUGUGUUCUUCUAUAGCGACGAUUGCAAGCAGUGUCCACGCGUGCUGGCCGAGAUCGAACACAUCGAUGACGAGGCGGACGGUGCCGGCAUUAACUUUGUCAAGAUCGACGACAAGCAAAUGGCAAAGGAGCUCGGUGUGUACGCGCUGCCCGGUAUCGUUUUCUUCAAGCUGUCAUCAAAGGAACCUGUCAUCUACGCAGGCGAUCUUAACGAUGAAGAUGAAAUCUUGAACUGGCUAAUGACACAGAAGAACCCCGGCGGUGACGUCAUCGAGGAUUUGGAUGGACCGAAACUGCUUGCUCUCAUCGAAGAUUCCAACGCACUGGCAGUGUACUUCUGGAACAAAACGACCUGUGAGGCUUGCUUCACGAAGGGCGCCAAAAAGCAGCGCAAGGCGAAGGAGCGCAAGGGGCUGCUCGAUGCGGCGAGCUCCGCGGAGGUAGUGGACGACGGAGAGGAUACCGAGGGUGAUGCUCCAACGACCCCGCCACCAACACCGCCACCGGCGGCUGCACCGUCAUCCGUGGAGGACACGGACGAGUGUGAGCAGUGUUCGGGUGUGCUGGAAUCGCUGGAAAACAUCGACGACGACUGUGACCGACAUGGCAUCAUGUUCGUCAAGACGGACGAUCUCUCGAUCGCGGAACAGUACGGCAUCUCCGAGUACCCGGUGCUGGUGUACUUCGAGGACAACGUGCCGAAUGUGUUUGAAGGUUCCUUGGAUGAGGAGGAAGAAGUCCUGCAAUGGUUGAUCACGCAAAAGACCGAAGAUCGCAUCGAACUGAUCACGCGCGUCAUGCUGGAAUCGAUGGUGGACGAAACGCAGUACCUGGCCGUGUACUUCUACAAAUUCAAAUCACCCUCGUACUGCCGAAGUUUUUGUUCCGCGGAAAACAUCCGCAAGCGAAAGGAAUUUGCACGGGAAGGAAUUUCAGACAAGAUCAAUUGCAACAUUUGCGAUCAGAUCCUGGAGGGUUUGGAGGUGAUCGACGACGAGCUGGACGUGUUCGGUAUACACAUGGUAAAGAUUCAGGAUCCACAGCUGGCGAAGCGCUACUCCAUCAAGACAUUCCCGGCGCUGGUGUACUUCAGAAACGGUAACCCACUGAUCUACGAGGGUGAUCUUCAGAACGAGCAGUCCGUGCUGGAGUGGCUGGUGGACGAUGACAACCGUGAGCUGGCGGACGAGAUCGAGGAAGUUAACGAGCGUAUGCUGGAUCGGUUGAUGGAACAGUCGCCACUGCUGUGUGUGUUCUACUACGAUGAAGACUGUGCCGAGUGUGACGACAUCCUGGAGGAGCUGGAGCUGAUCGACGGCGAGGUGGACCUGUACGGUAUCGACUUUGUCAAGGUGGCCAGCCUGGAUGCGGCACACAAGUAUGGCGUCACGACGAUCCCGUCCCUGGUGUACUACCGCAAGCAGAUCCCGAUGCUGUACGACGGUGACAUGCACGAUCACGAGCGUGUCAUGAACUGGCUCACGUCGCAGGACGUGUUCGAGAUCAAGAACGAAAUCGAGGAGGUGAAUCGCAAGAUGCUGAACAAGCUGCUGGACGAGAACGAAUUCUUGGCCGUCUAUUUCUUCGAGGAAGAUCACGAGGAGAGCGAGGCCGUGCUGGAAAGGCUCGAGCUGAUCGACAGCGAAACGGACAACCUGGACAUCACCUUCGUCAAGAUGGGCGAUCCGCGGUACGCGCGCAAGUGGGGCGUCACCAAGCUGCCCGCGAUCGUGUACUUCCGCAAGCGCUUCCCCAGCAUCUACCGGGGCGACAUGUACGACGAGCAGGACGUGCUCGAGUGGCUGCGCAAGAACCGAUUCCGCCAGCCGGAGCUGAACAUCUUCAUGUACGCACUGAUCGCGCUCGGACUCGGGUUCGUCAUCUACACUGCAUUUUUGCUACAGUGCUUCAAGCCUGCCCCGCCCGCACCGGUACCGCAUCCGAAGCAAAACUAAUGCUAGGCGAACCGGCCGGGCGCACUCUCUCUUUAGGGUACAUAUUCUUCCAGUGUAAGCGUUAGACAGACAGAGCAAAAAAAUGCAGCCGAACAAUCAAGUGCAGCUACGAUCGUUAGUUGAUCGUGCUCGAUAGAGUGUGGACAAAAGUGGCGGGGCGAAGAAGGGCGGCAGUGUGGGAUCCAUAUUCGAAGAGGCGGACAUUUGUUGGGUCGAUCUUUUCCCGUUUUUUUGUUUCUGUGUAUCCUUCCCUCUCUCACCAACCUCCGCCGUUCCAAUGAUCCACAGAACAACUGCCCCGGAAAAGCGGACACCGAACUAAGCAAGAAGCGAAGAUGAGAUAAAAUGGUUUAAUUUUGUUAUGGUAAAACAAAGCAACGUAUGCAAACUGUGGAGAGGAGCUGAAGCAGCAGAACAAGAGAAGAAGAAGAAACAAAACAGACCAAAGAUGAGCAAUAAACAAAUUGAUCGAUAAA
Messenger RNA from Anopheles coluzzii, 6360 nucleotides. RefSeq lists its product as uncharacterized. Bases 116 to 5884 code for a protein of 1922 amino acids. The transcript is spliced from 28 exons. The record is from RefSeq and is a predicted model, not a curated record. Lineage: Eukaryota; Metazoa; Arthropoda; Insecta; Diptera; Culicidae.